AGGAGGAGGAGGAGGAGAGGAGCGGAGCGGAGCUGGGGAGGCGCUCUGGUCGCCGUCAGUGGGCAGCGGAGACGCGGCAUGCCCCUGGCAGGGGAGAGCGGGCUGUCCUCAGCGGGGCCAUGGGGACCCGCGCUGUGACAAUGCCUGGGUGAGAGAGGAUCAGCGCCAGCCACCCCGCCACCUCCACCAUCACCUCCUGCACUCAGCUCACCACCGGCCACCAGCCCCUGCCUCCUCCGACUGCCUCUCUCUCUCUCUCUCCUUCUCUCUCUCUUUCUCUCUCUCUCUCUCUCUCCAUUAUUGUUUUCCACUCUACAGACGAUGGGGUCGGCUUAUGAUUAGGUCGGGAGCAAGUCAGAUCUUCCUCCAAAGAUUGGUAAUAUUUAUGUAGGCAAAAAGAGAAAGGAGAAAGAGAGAGAGGGAGGGAGAGAGAGAGAGAGAGAGAGAGAGAGAGAGAGAGAACCGGGAGGAGGGGAUAAGGAAAUUAAACCCUUUAAGUCAAUGAAUAUUGUGGUGACACCGGCACAGGAGCCCUCACGGUGGAGUCGGCCAGGGCUGUGCGUUCCCAAAAUAUGACCAGGGGUGCUUGGAUGUGUCGGCAGUAUGACGACGGCUUAAAAAUCUGGUUGGCCGCACCCCGGGAGAACGAGAAACCGUUCAUCGAUUCAGAGAGGGCUCAGAAAUGGCGACUGUCUCUGGCAUCUCUCUUGUUUUUCACAGUCCUGCUCUCUGAUCACUUGUGGUUCUGCGCCGAGGCCAAGCUGACCCGGGCCCGGGACAAGGAGCAGCAGCAGCAGCAGCAGCAACAUCAGCAGCAUCAGCAGCAGCAGCGGCAGCAGCAGCAGCAGCGGCAGCGGCAGCAGCAGCAGCAGCAGCAGCAGCAGCGGCAGCGGCAGCAGGAGCCCUCCUGGCCCGCGCUCCUGGCGAGCAUGGGGGAGUCCUCGCCCGCCGCCCAGGCGCACAGACUCCUCUCCGCCUCCUCGUCCCCCACCCUGCCCCCCUCCCCGGGAAACGGCGGCGGCGGCAAGGGCGACCGAGGCAAAAACAACCGGAGCAAGGCUCUUUUUCUAGGAAACUCUGCCAAACCGCUGUGGCGCCUGGAGACUUGUUACCCCCAGGGCGCCUCUUCGGGCCAGUGCUUCACGGUGGAGAGCGCGGACGCCGUGUGCGCCAGGAACUGGAGUCGGGGGGUGGCGGCCGCGGGGGAGGAGCAGCAGGUGAGGGGGACGCAUCCAACUCCGCUCUGGAACUUGUCAGAUUUUUACCUUUCGUUUUGUAAUUCCUACACACUUUGGGAAUUGUUCUCGGGGUUAUCCAGUCCCAACACUUUGAACUGUAGUCUGGAUGUGGUGCUCAAGGAGGGCGGCGAGAUGGCCACUUGCCGGCAGUGCGUCGAGGCUUACCAAGACUACGACCACCACGCUCAGGAGAAAUACGAAGAGUUUGAGAGUGUGCUCCAUAAAUAUUUACAGUCGGAGGAGUACUCGGUGAAAUCCUGUCCUGAAGACUGUAAGAUUGUCUACAAAGCCUGGCUGUGUUCCCAGUACUUUGAAGUCGCACAGUUUAACUGCAGAAAGACAAUUCCUUGCAAGCAAUACUGUUUGGAGGUUCAGACGAGGUGUCCGUUCAUAUUGCCCGACAACGAUGAAGUCAUCUAUGGGGGACUGUCCAGUUUCAUCUGUACAGGGCUCUACGAAACCUUCCUAACCAAUGAUGAACCCGAAUGCUGUGAUGUCAGGAGAGAAGAGCGCCCCAGCAAGCCCUCCAGAGGGACGGUGGGGACCAGCGGCCCCUGUCACAGGACGUCACUCACAGUGUCAUCAGCAACCAGACUGUGCAACAGCAGACUCAAACUGUGUGUGCUCGUACUGAUUCUCCUGCACACAGUGCUCACGGCCUCCGCGGCGCAGAACAGCACGGCGCUGAGCGUAGGGGGCAUCAACGCGCUGGAAGACAGCUCGGCGCGCGAGGAGUAGCCGGGAGGGCCACCCCAGGGCCACCAGGGCCACCAGGGCCCCGCCAGGGCACAUCCAGCACCCGCCCGCUGCCGCUCGGACACACUGGGUGCUUUUACCCUCCAACCGCUUCUCGCAGGGCCUUUAGGGUAAAAUCUCAGAAGAUGGGCCUGGAUCCAAACGAGGACACAAACACAGCUUUUUAUUGACUAAAAGGCUGUAAAGUGACUUAAAUUUCUCACACCAUUUUAUACACUGUGUUUUAAUGUUUGGAGGUUUUAUUUGCUUUCCUUUGAUUUUGGGUUUAUUUGUUCUUUUAUUUUUUUGCACUUGUUAAUACAGGAUUUAUUUUUUGGGGAUGGUUUCUCAGAGGUAAACUAAGUCUUCACUGUCUCUUUCUCUCUUUCUCUCUCUCUCUCUCUAUAUAUAUUUCUAGUCAUUGUGUGUGUUCAUCAGAUAGUUCUGUCUCUAUGUCCUGUCAGUUUCUAUUAGCGGAAUGAUUGCUAUGACCACGCGGUAUAUAGCAAAAUACAACAACAACAACAAAAAAAUCAUAAAAAAAUAAAAAAAGACAAAAAAAAGAAAACAACAAAAAAUAAAAAUAAAAAACCCCCUAACUCUUCCCUCCCGCUUCCGAAAACGACUGCCUUCCCCGCCCCCUCCCAUCCCCAGCCCUUCCCAGUCCCCUCCCCAAAACCCUCCCUAUCCCAUGCCUGCCCCCAAUCAUCCCAUUCCCACCCCCCACUCCCCAAUCCCCUUCCCCCAACCUUCCCAUCCCCGCCCCACCCCCCGCCAGCCCCUUCCCAGGCCCCGCCCCGCCCGGCCCCCGCCAGCCUCUUCCCAGGCCCCGCCCCGGCCUGGUCCCCGCCAGCCCCGCCCUCUCCCCGCCCCCUCUCAGCCCCAGCCCCGCCCCCAGCAGACAACAUCGCUUGCUUCUGUCUGUGCAGCCGCAGUGCGGGCGCGCACGCUCCGCGGUCCUCGGGCCGCUGUCGCCGACCCCGCCGGGAGCAGAACAAGGGGUUCCUUUUUAGCUGAACAAACAAGUGCUCUCCAUGGUAGGCGGAAUCAGACAGUUAACACAUUUUUAUGUUGAAAACAAAACAAAAGCAAAGAAAACCACCAUGAACUACGUUGCUCCAGCUCCCAUCCCCCGAGGCCCCGUCCCUCGUCGCCGUCGCGGGUGGUCAGGUGGCCGCGAGCCCGCCCAGAGUCAGGACGGGCGCGGCUGGAUGCCCCUCCUGCGGGACUGCGGGCGGGCUCUCGUGCGGGUCUCGGCUCGCUCGGGCCCUUGCAAGGGCAGCAAAGGGACUGAGGACACAAAUCUGGGUUUCUUUCUCCUCCUUUGUGGUCGUGGAGGAGACCGCAGAGAUGCUCCAACACCGGCAGAAUACAGAAUAUAUACAAUUUUACCCCCGUAUUCCCCCACCUAUGAUUUUUAAAUUAUUCCAGGUAUAAAGUGUAUGCAAUUCUGCAUUAUCACAAAAGAAGAACUUGUUUAAAAAACAAAUAGGUUAGCCAUUUUCAUUCAAGUGCAAAAACUCUGUCACUGGAACACGCUCUAGGUAGUUGACAAAAAGAGAAGAAAUCAGAUCGCUCUGUUUGUAUUUUUCUUUUCGUGGGAACAUUUCACCUGCUGAGUGUACAUGAAUUUGCUUUCUAAAAAAGGCUUUUAUGAGUUUACAGUAGAAUCAGUGGAAGGAAGAGUUCAUAAGGGCUGUUUUUAAAAAAACAAACAAACAAAACAAAUAAUUAAAAAAAACACUUUACAUUCCUUCCUAUACUCUAACUACACUUGGGAAGUGCACUUCAGAUAUGUUUGCUGUGUAGAUGGGAGAUGAAGGAAAACCAUAGAAAAGGUCCUCGUAGCGAACAAAAUUUAGUUAUUAACUUUAUAGCUAUGAAAUUCCCCCAGGCAUUUGUUUUUGUUCAAACAAACUUUAAUCUCUGCAUCAUACUUAACCCUGCGACAUGCGUACAGUAUGCAUAUUUUGUUUUGAAUAAAAAAAAUGUUUUGUUCCAGUCUGUUAAGAAUAUUAAAAAAAUAAUAAAGGUAUUGCUUAAUAAAAUUGCUAGAAUUGUUUAGCAGUACAUGCACAAAUAUUUUACUAGAUUCUUCGUUUUAAUAGUGUUUUGUUGAGACUGAAAAUCCUAAAAUGGUCUGCGCAAAUACAAAAAAAAAAACCCGCCAAAAUGCAAAACUCUCCAGUUUUUGUUC
Molecule: messenger RNA, 4170 nt
Organism: Acinonyx jubatus (cheetah)
Lineage: Eukaryota; Metazoa; Chordata; Mammalia; Carnivora; Felidae
Gene: NALF1
Product: NALCN channel auxiliary factor 1
Exons: 3
Coding region: 573-1976 (467 amino acids)
Biological process (GO): calcium ion import across plasma membrane
Cellular component (GO): plasma membrane
Molecular function (GO): stretch-activated, monoatomic cation-selective, calcium channel activity
Source: RefSeq, a predicted model, not a curated record